Molecule: messenger RNA, 4853 nt
Organism: Pocillopora verrucosa
Lineage: Eukaryota; Metazoa; Cnidaria; Anthozoa; Scleractinia; Pocilloporidae
Product: zinc metalloproteinase-disintegrin-like MTP8
Biological process (GO): proteolysis
Molecular function (GO): metalloendopeptidase activity
Source: RefSeq, a predicted model, not a curated record
AGUCCUCGACGGGCGGUGGAUAUGCAACCUAAACGCGAACGAAUUAUUCUGUAUCUUAGUCACGUCUAUAGAGGAGGCUGUUUUUUCUUUAGUAACAUAAAUGACGAGCUUAAAUCUGUUAGAAAUCUCUUUCAUAAUCCUUGUUGUGCACUUGGGUUUUCUGCAAGGCAACUCAGAUAAAGAGAGCAGUUUUAGACAAGAAGUGCGAAGCUACCAGUUCGUCUCACCGCGGUUAAGCCUUAAUCAACAAGGCCGAUGGAGAAGAACAAGAGAUACUUCAACGAAAUCAAGUUCGGGUGGUCAUUUGGGAAGAGUAACGUUUUCCCUUAGAGGAUUUGGCAAGGAAUUUGUCUUAGAUGUUGUACAAAACCGCGUUUUGUUCUCCGCCAAUUAUGUGUCAAGAUAUUUUAAAACGGAUGGUGGAGAAAUCAUUUCCAAAAAUGAGAGAAAUGAAAAUUGUUUUUAUCAAGGAAAUAUUCAAGGCUUGAAGCACUCAAUUGUUGCUAUUAGCACUUGUCAAGGAAUCGAGGGAAUGAUAUAUGAUGGGAAUGAGACAUAUUACAUUCAACCAUUCCCUGGAAAUGCAGACAGACAUGUUAUGUACCGUGCUUCAGACCUGAGAACUGGUAAAAAACAUUGUGGUGUGACGCAUUCUGAUUUUACACAUGCUAUGGAGGAUUUUGUUUCUCUAGGAAAACAUCGGUCUCGCAGAAGUGUGAUGAGUGAAACCAAAUUUGUGGAGCUAAUUAUAGUCAAUGAUGGUAGUCAGUACAAGUACUUUAAGAGAAACAGGACAGCAGUUGAAUAUCGUUCAAAGAUGAUAGCUAACAUUGUAGACUCUUUGUACCGACCUCUCAAGAUACGUGUAGCUCUGACUGCAGUGGAAACUUGGACCCAACGCGAUAAAAUAAUGGUUGAUGAAGAUUCAGACAAGAGUUUACAAAACUUUAUGAAAUACAGAAAUUCAGAUUUGGUCAAAAAAUACCCACAUGACAAUGCACAGCUGCUGACGAGGAUAAAUUUUCAAGGUUCAACUGUUGGAAAGGCUUCAGUUUUGGCCAUGUGUGGUGAAAGAUCUGGUGGUGUAGUACAGGAUCAUUCUGACAGCGCUGCAGCUACAGCAGCAACCUUAGCUCAUGAAAUGGGUCACAACUUUGGAUUUAUUCAUGAUCAGGACGUUCCAGGUUGUAAAUGUGAAUCACCAGCUAAUCAAGGAUGCAUCAUGUCUUCUGUAGCAAAGAACACACCCUCAACAGACUGGUCAUCAUGCAGCAAAGAUUCAUUUGACACAUACCUGAAGCGGGGCCUGGAUGCCUGUUUGUUUAACACUCCAUCAAACUUGUUUGGAGAUGCAUUGUGUGGCAAUGGCUUCAAAGAGGAGGGUGAAGAAUGUGACUGUGGCACCAUAGAGGAGUGUGAAAAGUAUGGUGAUCAUUGUUGUAAUGCCACAACCUGCAAGCUUCAUCCUGCCUCUGAAUGUGAUUCUGGCCCAUGUUGUGACAAAUGUAAACAUAAACCUCAAGGUUUUCUCUGUCGCGACAAGAUCAAUGAAUGUGAUUUACCAGAAGUUUGUACUGGAAAAUCAGGAUUGUGUCCCAGCAAUAAAUACGUGCAGGAUGGUGCAACUUGUGCCAAUGGCGAGGGAUACUGCUUCAAAGGCAAAUGCCCCUUACACGACACACAGUGCAAAGACUUUUGGGGAAAAGAUGCACUUUCCGGCCCAGACGGUUGUUAUAACUGGAAUAAGCAAGGAAAUUACAGAGGGCAUUGUGGCUUUCAGGGUAGCAACGUGUAUAAGAAGUGUGAUGAAAAGGACAAGCUCUGUGGCAUGCUUCAAUGCACAAACGUAGAAGAUAAGACUCACCCAAUAAUCGGACACCCCAAAGGCUCUUAUGGACACACCUCUGGCGAAACACUGUGCAAAAGUGCCUCCGUUAGUCUUGGCUCAGACAUUCCCGAUCCUGGUGAAACUUUGGAAGGGACAAAAUGUGGAAAGAAUAUGCUUUGCAUUCAGCGGAAAUGUAUCAGCAUAGACGUGUUUAAUGCCAAUAACAAACCAUGUCCAAACAACUGCUCAGGUGAAAACGGGAUUUGUAACAACGAUGCAGAGUGUUUCUGUCAUAUUUGUUGGACAGGAGCAGAUUGUAGUGUUCCACAGAAGUGUGGAACAGAAGGUAAUGGUACAGAGUACACAAUAAGCACCCCAACUAAUUUCACAGGUGUGCCAGGGACUGCAGAACCUCAGGCAAAGCGAAGCAAGUUGGCUGGGAUUUUGAUUUUGGUGUUUUUUAUAAUUUUCCUGAUCGUUGGUGCUGUUUUUGCUUUUAUUUACCGGAAGCAAUUGAAAGAGAAAUGGCAAACAUUCAAGCAAAAGGCCCCUGUCAAUAAAAGUUAUCAAGGUCUGUCCCGGGCUUCUCCUAAACAAACCAGGGCUCGUAAUGGAGCAGAAGCUACAGCAACGACAAAUUCUGAGCCCUUAAAGCCGAGACCCGAUAUAUCGGGGCCUACGCUCACAAGUACCACCCGUAAGGAGCCUGUAAAUGUAACAACUAAUCCGUUAGGGACAAGUAAAUUCACAGCUGCAUCCACUAAACAAGAACAACCGGCCUCUCAGCCACCAGUGGUCUUUAAGCCUACCCCACCGAAACCGGAUAAACCUGAACCACCUGUUGUAGAAAAGGAGAAGCGUCCUCCCAACCUUCCACCUGUCAAACUUCGAAAUCGUGAUUGGCCACCCAAAGGUGACAAGACAGCAUCAUUAAAUCGCGCCUCCAGUCCUCCGUCAGUAACAGAACCAACUAGACCGGUAAAACCUGUUAAACCUCCGAGACCAGAAAGUCACGCGGGUGUUUUAGAUAAACCAUCUGUCCCUCCCCACCCUGGCGUAAAGGCUUCGAAAGAAUGGCCCCCUCGCGAUAAGAAAAACGAUACACAUUCAAACCCAGCUCAGGGAUCUAGAGCCCUUACGAGUCAACCGAUAGUUCCACUAAGGCCGGUUCCGAAAGCUGUAAAAGGACCUUCAGAAGAAAGACCAUCUUCCAUUCCACUGAAACCGUCUGAUAUUAAAAAGGGCCUCGGAACCGGAAACGAUAGGCCUCUUUCAGCUUCAAAUGUUGCAAGCCCUAAAAAGGUUCCUCUUAAGCCCCCUGGACCCAUUCCAAAGCGUCCUGGAUCAAAACCGACGUGAACGACGGGAUAUCGCCAUUAUAUGGUGUACAUAGAGUUAGAAUGUCCUGAAGUAAGAAAUGCCCAUAACAUAGACAGCUAUUGAAUUCGUAUAAUAAUUCGCCAAUAAGAUAUGAUGAACGAGAAAGUUUUAAAUUAAUCACCCAUCGUAAAUCGAGCUGCUUUCAUUAUAAAGUAAAUUAAUGAUACAACAUGCUAAUUUAAGUAAGGUAAACUAACAUACAUUUAAACAAUUUAACUAAGUCGAUGUUUCAAAUGAUGUUACAAGGUGCGAUAAUCCUUUUAUCACCAGGCAAUAUGUCACUUUCUUUAAUGAAAAGACUGGGUGGUUAAACUUUUCCAUCCAAGACAAGGAAUUUGUUUUUAUAAUUAGUGUUUUUAUUAAGCAUUAUUAUACAUAAAUGAACGUUAAAUCGUUGGUAUGUAAGAAUCAGGCCAAUCAAUCGCUUAUUGAUUAGCCAGACUCUCACAUUGUGUGACAAACGAUUAAACGUUAAUUUAUUCAUAAUACCACGUUGAACAACAGCAUUUUCUAUAACACUAUUACACGUGUUCUUUUGCCACAUUUUUUUCGCUGGGUUGGUGGGUACUUAAACACCUAAACAAGAAGGAUGAAAAAAAAAAUGCAAGUAUUAAGGAAUUUUCUUUAAUUGGUAAUUCAGUUGUGUAUAUGUUGGUGUGAAUGUUCUUGUUACCUCUGACACAACUUGUUAAACCUUCUUAAUAUGGUCAUCUCUUCGCACAUGGCUCAAAAUUCAGCCCUUUAUCUUAACCAGAAAAGAUGAAAAGUUAGUUUCGAACAUGAACAACGUAGUUAAAUCCAUUAAGUUAUAGAAUUGUCAUGUUUUGUUGUGCUGUUCAAGACUUAACUUUUUAGGACGAAACUUAAUUUGAAAUGCCAAAUUUUCUAGCUCGAUCAUCCUUAGUUUGGGAGACUUCUAGUGGAAACUCAGAUUAGGAUAUGAUUCUUUUUUUGAUGCCUUUUCGGAAAGCGCCAUUUUGUGGUGUUUGUCUGCAUAUGGUCAGAUAGUACAUUUUACACUGUCAAAUAACAUUCUUAGUAGCCACCGGAUGAAGUAAUUGUCCUAAAUCCUAGAAACCCACAAAUCUUUGGACGAAAUGGGGCGGCCAGACCAAUCUGUUAUAAAAUUAUUUGGCUUAUUUUGUAGUCAGAGAGUGGAUAGAAUUCAGAAAUUGACAAAUUGGGCUCGACAAUCCUGACAGUCGCAGUCUCAAUUCCGAUUGGUUACGAGCCCGCAGCUGAAGCACUGUUUUCGUGACCUUAUUCCUACAGACAGAUUUUCUGCUGUACUAUUAGGAUCAUAGUGGAAGACAACAGUUUCGAAGCAGCUAAUGUAUCAAUAUUGUUGGAUUCGCUUUACAGCGAGAAUUGUCAAAAGUAGGUUUGUGUAUAUCACUGGCUUGGCUGAAGCUGAAAGCCGGGGCGGUUGACGACAACUAAAGGCUUGAUUAUUCAUGGAAUUAUGCUAAAACUUAUUAAGAACAGAAUACUUUCUAUGAAUUCACUGGUCUGGUCAAUCAUUUCCAGCUGAUUGUAAACGCUCACAUUAAUCUCCAAACGUUUUAUUUACGGUUUUCAACAACACUGUUACACGUAUGUUCUCUGCAUUAAAGUGUGAAGUUUAAAAUAUAUUUCUUCACUUAAA